This is a messenger RNA of Aureobasidium musti, 1493 nucleotides long. NCBI's taxonomy places the organism in Eukaryota, Fungi, Ascomycota, Dothideomycetes, Dothideales, Saccotheciaceae. The record is from the annotation of a GenBank genome assembly.
CCAUGGCACAAAAGAAGAGUAUCGUCUUCUUCCACCCAGAUCUGGGCAUUGGUGGUGCUGAGAGACUGGUCAUUGAUGCUGCUGUCGGUCUCCAAGCGCGUGGUCACAAAGUCACCAUCUUCACGUCGCAUUGUGAUCCGGGCCAUUGCUUCGAGGAAGCUCGUGAUGGAACUCUCGAUGUACGCGUCCGCGGAAACUCACUCAUCCCUUCGACCAUCUUCGGCCGCUUCGCCAUCCUCUGUGCCAUCCUAAGACAGCUGCAUCUCGUGUGUAUUGUUGCAUUAUGGAACUACGAACUCGACCAUCUCCGACCCACCCACUUCUUCGUCGAUCAAUUGAGUGCCGCAGUACCUCUCCUCCGUUUCCUGUACACUGAUGUCGGCAUCCUCUUCUACUGCCACUUCCCGGAUCAAUUGCUUGCUCANAAAGGAGAAGGUGCUAUAGCCAUCCUGAAGAAGGCAUACAGAGUACCUUUCAAUGCCAUUGAAGGUUGGAGUACUGCUUCCAGUCAUGGCAUUGUCGUCAACAGCAAUUUCACUGGUGGCGUCGUCAAGCGCGUCUUCCCUAGUCUGUCAAGCAGAGACUGGAAGGUCGUCUAUCCUUGUGUCGAUACCUCAUCUGCAAAUCAGCUUCAGAGGAAAGCCAUGUGGCCAAACCGAAAGCUGGUCUUGAGCAUCAAUCGCUUUGAGAAGAAGAAGGAUGUUGCUCUUGCUGUCAAGGCUUUUGCUACCCUUUCCGAUUCUGCUCGCAAGUCGGCUUUGCUAGUCGUUGCUGGUGGCUAUGAUCCUCGUGUCCCCGAGAAUGUCAACACUCACAAGGAGCUCCAAGAAUUGGCCGACUCUUGCGGCCUCGUACACGAGACUCACAAGGACCUUCCUGAUCCUUCCAUCAUUUCGACAAAGACAUCGGUCCUCUUCCUCCUCUCUGUCCCGAACUCGCUAAAACAAUCUCUUCUUGCUUCUGCCGAUCUGCUUGUCUAUACUCCGCAAAACGAACACUUCGGUAUCGUGCCUCUCGAGGCUAUGCUCGCCGAAGUACCCGUGCUGGCUGCGAACGAAGGUGGCCCUCUUGAGACUGUUGUUGAAGGAGAAACUGGCUGGCUACGUGACAUCCGCAAGCCUGGCGAAUGGACUGCUGUCAUGACACGCGUGCUCGAGGCUCCAAAUCCUGCUGAGUUGCGCAAGAUGGGCGAGAAUGGUCGCAAGCGCGUUCAAGCCGAGUUUUCAAAAGAGCAAAUGGCUCUUCGUCUCGACCAAUCUCUGGACCAAGUGUCGAACCCGCCAAAAAGUCCUUCCAGUAUACCCGACUGGCUUUGGAUGACCAUCGCUGUAAUUUUCAUUGUUAUCUUCUUGUCCCUUGCUGCUACAUGGCUGUUGUUCAUAGGGUUGAACUUGGUCAAAACCGAGCAGGGGGCAUCACCGCAGUACAAUGCUGGUGGAACCGUCACUGAGAAAAUCAUCACUGUUACCACACAAAUCGUAAGGAACGAACUG